This is a messenger RNA of Cadophora gregata, 1419 nucleotides long. It is a transcript of the gene TFB2, whose product is annotated as RNA polymerase II transcription factor B 52 kDa subunit. Gene Ontology annotation, cellular component: transcription factor TFIIH core complex; transcription factor TFIIH holo complex. The record is from RefSeq and is a predicted model, not a curated record. The transcript is spliced from 4 exons. The coding region runs from base 1 to 1419 and encodes 472 amino acids. Gene Ontology annotation, biological process: nucleotide-excision repair. NCBI's taxonomy places the organism in Eukaryota, Fungi, Ascomycota, Leotiomycetes, Helotiales, Ploettnerulaceae. Gene Ontology annotation, molecular function: ATPase activator activity; double-stranded DNA binding.
AUGUCUGUCUCAACACUUGCUUCUUUCGAGUACCUGGAGAGACUUCCAGGUACGACCUUCCGACGACUGUAUGAGCAGCCAUCAACAGCUCUCGCCAUCUUCAGGCGCAUGUUGCCGCAUUUGGCAAAGACAUUCGUUAUGGCUAUGCUGUAUAUGACUAAGCCUCUGCCACUCUCAGAUCUCGAGCUUUGGGUUCACCCAGGAAGCAAAAAAGAACGAGAUCAUGCCCUUUCCCUCCUGUCUCGACUCCACGUCGUAACCAUCUCAGCCCCGAGUCGAGAAGAUCCCCAAUCCGUCUCCCUGACGAAGAAUUUCAGUGCCUCGCUACGGCUAGCUUUGACAGGAGGAGGAGAACAUCAAUCGUUCGGUGUGCCGUCUCACAAUUCAGCUGUUGGUGGUUUGGAUACGGAGUUUCUCGAUGGCUUUGCGAGAGAGCAGUGGGAGGGCAUAUUACACUAUGUGGUCAACAGUGUUGGGGAUCGCGCAGGACAGGAUGGUCAGGGACCCCAGGCAUCUGUGAGGCAGUUGCUGGAGGCGGGAAAGCUGGUUACGGCUGGUAGGAGGGCAGGUGGAGGAAUUACACAGGCUGGAUUCUCGUUUUUGUUGCAGGAGGUUAAUGCCCAAGUUUGGACACUCCUCUUGCUGUGGAUCGAAAAUGCAGAACAUAUGGGAUUGGAGUCCGUGGACGUUCUCUCGUUCCUGUUCAUGCUUGGAUCUCUCGAAUUGAGUCGCGCUUACAGCACUUCUACACUUUCACAAUCUCAACGGCAGAUGCUGAAAUAUUUGGUCGAUUUCGGUCUGGUGUAUAUUCCGCCCUCGGCACCUACUCAAUUCUACCCUACUCGACUAGCUACCACCCUCACUUCCGAUGCCAGCGCACUUCGAAGUGUCUCUGCUGGCUUUGAAGCUGCUCUCGCAUCUGCUAGCGGCUCAAAGGGAUUCAUUAUCAUCGAAACCAACUAUCGAGUAUACGCAUAUACCGACUCUCCUCUACAGAUAGCUGUUCUAGCACUCUUCACUCGACUCGGAGUCCGCUAUCCAAACAUGGUCACAGGCCGCAUAACACGAAAGUCCGUCGCAAACGCCAUCUCACAUGGUAUCACGUCCGAUCAGAUAAUUUCCUACCUCGGCACGCACGCACAUCCACAACUAGUAAAGGCCGCUGCAGUACAUGGAAAUCCAGUGCUUCCUCCUACAGUGGUGGAUCAGAUCCGACUCUGGCAGAUUGAGAACGAGAGGAUGAAAGCCACAGCAGGUUUCCUAUUCAAGGAGUUUGACAGCAAGAAGGAGUAUGAGGCUUGUGUGAAGUAUGCGGAUGAGAAUGGCGUGUUGAUAUGGAAGAACGAUCCGAGAAUGAUCUUCUUUGUUACUAGGCACGAACAGUUGAGAGACUACAUCAAGAGUAGAAAGAGCAAGUAG